Molecule: messenger RNA, 937 nt
Organism: Adelges cooleyi (spruce gall adelgid)
Lineage: Eukaryota; Metazoa; Arthropoda; Insecta; Hemiptera; Adelgidae
Exons: 8
Coding region: 33-857 (274 amino acids)
Source: RefSeq, a predicted model, not a curated record
GUUAAACGUAUAGGAGAUAAAAUACAAAUAUAAUGUAUUUCAAACUUACUUUUUUCUUAUUAGCUUCUGUUUUGAUUGCCAAUGUAGUGGGACCGGAAACAGGCAAAAGGAGCGACAUCGACAUAAAUGAUAAUCCAUUUUCAUACGAGAAACUUGAGAACGAGCUUAUGCGUAGAAUUUUUGAAAGCCUUUUAAUCAAAAAUGGUAUAGCAAAUUAUGAUGAUAGCAGUACUAUUAAUCUGGAAAUAUUUCGUGACUUCUUGAACGAUUCUGAAAUGAGUGAAUAUGUAUUAAACAAUUGCCGUGCGAGCGGAUCCCGUAACAAUGUCACUGGCCAAAUAACACUUGAAGAAUUUAUGCAUUUAAUAAGAAGUGCAACUGAACGUUCUAAAUUUAAUACAGUAAAUGAAUUUACCCAAUCAUUGAAGAUACGUGCUUCAGCAGCCAAAGAGGUGGGACCAGAAACACGCGACCGAAUAAAGACCAGAAUAAAAGGGGACAAGGAUUUCAUUUCGUUAUUAAAUGAUGCUUUAGAUGCCAAACCUGUAAAUGGCCCAUUUAAAACUGAGGAUCUUGAGAACGAGCUUAUGUGCACCAUUUUUGAAACACUUAUACGUACAACUGGUUUAAAUUAUGAAGCUCAUAGUACUAUUAAUCUGGAUAUGUUUCGUGGCUAUGUGAAUAAUACUGAUAUGAGUAACACUUUAUUAAACGAAUUCCACUUGACCGGUGGAUUUUUGGCUUUGAAUAAAGACAGGAUAACGCUUGAACAAUUUAAGCGUAUAAUAAGAAGUGGAAGUAAACAUUACAAAGAGACAGUAAAUAAUUUCACUAAAAAAUUCAAUCGAAAUAUAUAGAACACCGAAGACGCUGUUGUAAUAAUAAUUUUAAAUUUUAGUCUGCUGUUUGCAAAAUUUACAAAUGUUACAUUCAAACC